UGUCUGCUUCCGUGGACAUCUUCCCCUCCUUGCUUGCUUCCUGGCUUCCGCUCGGGUUUUCUCUGGGUAAAUAGAGAAGAUUUGACGGCACGAUUCCGACGAAGCUUAGCGACCUUGUAGCCCGAUCUGUUUGUGGCUCGCAGCUUGCUUAGGAAAUUCGACUCGACGAUUGCUGUAGAAAAUCGUUCCGCGGUAGCCCUUGAGAGUGCUAACAGAUAUCCAAGUCGGGUCGAGCUCCUCAGCUUGUUCUUACGAAGAACAGUAUUCGUUCCAAGCUUAUUCAGUAAUAGCAUGCUGGACAUCACUAUUUAAUUCCUGCUAAGUACUUUUUGCGAUGAGUAAGAAUUCGGGCCAUAGAGGCAGGAGUCGGAAGGACCAACCGGAGCCGAUGGCGCUUUUUCCGCGGAUAGACGUCAGCAGCGCAGCAGCAGCAGCGGUGGGGGGGCCCAAGGCACCUCCGCGGAACAAGAUGGCGCUCUACGAGACGUUGGCGCUGCCUUCCGCCAAGCGCUUCCGCGCCGCUCCCCUCUCUGCCCCCCCGCUAGCCUCCGCCAGCCCUUUCCCCCCAUCCUCCCCGUACUGCCCUCCGUCAAGCGUUUUCCCGUCAAACGGUUUUCCAUCAAGCAAUUUUCCGUCCGGCGGUUUUCAGUCAACCGGUUUUCAGUCAAGCGGUUUUCAGUCAACCGGUUUUCAGUCAAGCGGUUUUCAGUCAAGCGGUUUCCCGUCCAGCAGUUCAGGACCAGCAGGCGUUGCUUCUCCCGCGCAUCCCGACGCCACGGUCGCAGCAUCCAUGUUACCACCCGCUUAUGCGUCCAAGUUCGCCUACUCUCCCUUCGCAGUCACCCGCCAGGAUCCCUAUUCCGCGCCGCACUCGUCGCAAGCCGCGAACUCGUUGCAAGCUCCUAACUCGUUACAAGCACCCUUCAAGCUCCCGCCGCUCCCCGACAGCAAGAGCACCGCGCCCGCUUCUAUUUCUGCCCGCAGCAACUCUCUGUCUGGAAGCUUCCAGGAACCCGCCUCGCUGCAGGCGGCUCUUGCAUUCCAGUCCGCGUGCGCAGCACACGCCACAGGCGGGCCUUCCGCCCCUCCUUCCCCUUCCGCCCGCUUCGCCCCCUCCGCCCUUGCACACACACCAGGGGGACCUUCCGCCAUGCCGCAUACAGCAGGCGGGUGCUUGACUGCGGGCGCAUUUCCGGGAUUUGCAGCACCCUCGGCGGGAUUGGACUUCAGUAGCGGGGGAGGGGGAGUUGGCGGGACGGCAGGCGGGAUGGGAGGCGCAAUGGGGGGCGGAAGGGGGCGGAUUCCCGGAAUCUCUUCCCCGCGGGAUGAAGCUGCGGAGAGCGCUUUCUGGUCCUGGCGCCACCACUCCCGCACCUCCGCCACCCCCCCUGCGUCGGCCUCCGCCUCCCCGUUCGCCCUUCCUUGCGGGCCUUCCCCCUUCGUCGCCUCCGCCUCCCCUUCCCCUUUUGGUCUCCCGCUGCCCUUCUCCCCGGGGGUAAGAGGAGGAGUGCGGGCAUGUGAUAUUGUGGCCGUGGUGGGUCAACGGGAGUUCUGGCGUACUCAGCAAGGCAUGCAGAGGCACGGGCGCAUAUUCCGAUCACAACUCUUGGACCUGCACUCUCUGAUUCAGGUUCAGCAGGAGCUUUUCCAAGCUGCUCUCCCCCCGUCGCCCGAACCCUCUGCUACCAGCGCGCAUCUCUCGCCCGCGCCUCCCCAGCCUCGUUUCCAAGCCCCCGCUGCCCUGGACGCCUGUGCCGAAGCUGAGUCGCAGGCUCGGGGAUUCCCAGGGCAGGUGGUUAGGACAGAUACGGAUGGGUUUUCUGCGGCGGUUGGGGGAGGGGGGGGUGCAGGUGGGGAGGAGGGAGGAAGGGGAGAUGAGGAGGGGAGGGGAAGGGGGGAGGUGAUAGAGGGUUAUGGGAGUGGUGAGGUGGAUGGUCUUAAUUAUGACGUGGCAGGGAGUUCAGAGCAACACGUGGCGGCAGCACUGGCAGCAGCUGCAGCAGACAUUGCAGCAGCAGCAGCUGCUGCUGCAACUGCUGCUGCUGGUGGCGCUGCUGGUGGCGCUGCUAGUGAUGCUGCUGCCUGCUCCAAGGCAAAGGCAGAAAGAAAGAGAAAGAGGCGAGAAGAGGGCGAGGGAGAAUGGCAAGCAAGCCCGAGAGCAGCGUCCUUUGCUGCUCCUGCUCUGUCUCGCUCCCCUCGUGUGGCCUCCUCCCCACGCACACACCACACACAGCGGGAAUCCAGACACCCCGAAGAGCCUGCCGUGUCCAGCUCUCCGCAUCACCCUGCCAGCUCACCUCACCGCCCCAACGGCUCACCUCACCGCCACACCUCGCCCCACGGCUUCAAGUCACCCCAUGCCCCCGCCUCGCCCCACGGCUUUCACUGCAACCCGGUUCGCCCCAGCCCCAUUCGCCCUAGUCCCAUUCCCAUUAGUCCUAUUCGCCCUUCCCCCAUCCCUCAUCCCAUACCUGCCAGCCAUACAGGCAAGAGCCCCACUUUACCCUCGGUCGUGCCUACCAACCCCGUGCCUGUAGGCUCGGCAACUGACAUGGUUGGUGGCUUGGCAAGUGCGUGGAGCUAUCCCCUAUACCAAACUCCUCCUGGCCUUUCACCUGGGAUUCCACCUGGAAUUUCACCUGGCCUUUCUCCUGGGCUUUCACCUGACCUCUAUCAGCAUGUUGUGCCUGGUGACCCUUCCUAUGCUGCUGCUUCCCCUGCUGCUGCUGUCACUGCUGCCCCUGCUCCUCCUCUCUCCGGUGUACCGCUUUCUACCGUAUCGGAUCCGUUCGGCGGAUACAGGCCCCUAUCGGGUUUAGACGUGGAUGCUUCGGCUGCUGCUGCUGUCACCGCUGCUGCUGCCACGGCUGCUGUGAAUGACGCUGCAACUGCUGCUCCUUGCAGCGACAACGAUCGUGGCAAUGGUGAUCGUGCCAGUGGCGAUCGUGACAGUCGCGAUCGUGACAAUGGCGAUCGUGACAAUGGUGAUCGUGACAAUGGUGAUCGUGACAAUGGUGAUCGUGGCAACGACAGUCGCGGUGAUGUGGGCAGGGGAGGGGAAGGAGAGAGGGGGGGACAGCACAGCAGCACGCCUCGUGGGCUUGGAAUCAGGGUCAAUGCCGUGGCACAGGAAUGGCAAUGCCAUGCCACAGGAAUCAGGGCCAAUGCCGUGCCACAGGAAUCAGAGGCAGCAGCAGGCAUGGGGCUUGACCUGGGCUUGGGCCCUGGUUUGGGCACAGCCACGGGCUUUGGCCUGGGGGAAGGUAUAGGUGGUUUAGGCGGAGGUAUGGAUGCGGCAAACAUGGCGGCUUUUCAAGCUUUCCUUGUCCAGAAACAGCAGCAGGAACUACAACAUCAGCAACAACAAUGGCAAAAACAACAACAGCAGCAGCAGCAGCAGCAGCAGCAGCAAUGGCAGCAGAUUUUGCUACAGCAUCAACAGCAGCAGCUGCUGCAGCAACAUCGGCAGCAGCAGCAGAUGUUGCAGCAGCACCAGCAGCAGCAGCAACAGUGUCAGCAGCAGCAGAUGUUGUUGCAGCAGGUGCAGCAGCAGCAAGCCCUGGUUCAGCUUCUUUGGAGUCAGAAAGCCGCUCGCACUGGUGCUGCUGCACGCGAGGCAGCUGCUGGCAAUGCUUCCGGCGGUAAUAAUGAUGACGAUGACUAUGAUACUGAUGAUGGUGAUGAUGUGUCGGAUGAUGAUUACUCUGGUGGUGGUGAUGGUGAUGGUGACAGGGAUCGCAGCUGUCAUAAGAGGCAUGGCAAGGCAGCGGCCAGGAGUCCAUCGAGCGAUGUGAGGGCAGGAGGGGGCAGCAGUAGCGGAGAGGGUACGAGUGAUGGGGACAGGGCUGACAGCUAUGGCUUCGCAGUUGGAACCGAUGAGGAUGAGCCCUAAUAGAUGGUGUAGGUAUGGCUUCCCAUGGCUGCUCUUUGAGUUUUGCUUGUGUCUCAUUGAUGGCUCGGACCCAUCAGAUGGCUGUUUUAUUUUGUGGAAUUUGCGGUACAUGUAUUUAUUGAAAAUGGUA
This is a messenger RNA of Closterium sp. NIES-67, 4022 nucleotides long. Lineage: Eukaryota; Viridiplantae; Streptophyta; Zygnematophyceae; Desmidiales; Closteriaceae. The record is from the annotation of a GenBank genome assembly.